Messenger RNA from Osmia bicornis bicornis, 1432 nucleotides. RefSeq names its product elongation factor Tu, mitochondrial-like. The transcript has 4 exons. Gene Ontology annotation, biological process: mitochondrial translational elongation. Gene Ontology annotation, molecular function: translation elongation factor activity; GTPase activity; GTP binding. Lineage: Eukaryota; Metazoa; Arthropoda; Insecta; Hymenoptera; Megachilidae. Bases 5 to 1366 code for a protein of 453 amino acids. Gene Ontology annotation, cellular component: mitochondrion. The record is from RefSeq and is a predicted model, not a curated record.
AAGUAUGGGAUUUAAAAAUAUUAUACAAAAUAUAUGUAAAAAACAUUGUAAUUUAUCAGUAUUACUAUACCGAAAUAACUUGCCAAAAUUUAAACAGAAUCUAAGGUAUUUUUGUAAUACAACAAACUCACCAAAAGAAGGUGUUUGUAAUGUGGGUACAAUAGGACAUGUAGACCAUGGCAAAACAACAUUGACAUCUGCAAUAACAAAAUAUUUAUCAGAAGUAAAUAAAAACUGUAAAUAUGUAACAUUCGAUGAAAUUGAUAAAGCACCUGAAGAGAAGCAACGUGGUAUAACAAUAAAUAUUGCUCAUGUUGGAUAUGCCACUAGUAAAAGGCAAUAUGCGCAUACAGAUUGUCCAGGACAUGCUGAUUUCAUAAAAAAUAUGAUUAGUGGAGCAUCGCAAAUGGAUGGUGCAAUUGUGGUAGUCGCAGCUGACGAUGGUCCUAUGCCUCAAACAAAAGAGCAUUUAUUGCUUGUUCAUCAACUGGGAAUUAAACACAUUGUUGUAUAUAUUAACAAGGCUGACAUAGCAGACAAGGAUAUUAUAGAAUUAGUGGAAAUAGAAAUGAGAGAAUUAUUAGAUGGAUAUGGUUUUGAUAGUUCAAAAACUCCAAUAAUUAAUGGUUCUGCUCUACUUGCAUUAAAUGGAGACACUUCAGAAUAUGGAUUACCUUCUAUAAAAUCAUUAUUAGAUGCUUUAGAUAAUUAUGUAGCAACUCCAGAAAGAGAUUAUACCUCUCCUUUUAUAUUACCUAUUGAUAAUGUUUUUAGUAUACCAGGUAGAGGUACAGUAACAGUAGGAACAAUAAAACAAGGUGUUAUAAAAAAAGGCAUAGAAGCAAAUCUAUUGGGAUUUGAUGAGAAGAUGAAUACUAUUAUUUCAGACAUUCAGAUUUUUAGAAAAAGUGUGACAACAGCAUCUGCUGGUGAAAAUGUAGGUGUUCUGUUAAGAAGUAUUAAAUUAAAUUCUGUGCGUAGAGGAAUGAUAUUGUGUCAAAGAAAUUUUUUGAAAUUAACUAACCAUUAUGAAGCUCAAUUAUAUUUAUUGAGUCCUCAAGAAGGCGGCCGUGAAAGACCAUUAAAGAAAUCAGGAUUUAGUACAAAAGUUUAUAGCUCAACAUGGAAUGUUUACUGUCGUUUUGAUUUUCUUUUGCCACCAGAAAAUAAAAUGUUAAUGCCAGGAGAAUUUGCAACAUGUAGAUUAACAUUUACAUAUAAUAUGCCAAUGAUAGAAGGUCAAGUUUUCACCGUUCGUGAAGAAACACGUACAAUUGGCACAGGAAAGAUUACUAGAAUUUUGAAUGAAAUUCCACUUCCCCAAAAAAUAUUUAGGAACGUAGUGAUUAAGGAUUUUGUAAAUUAAACUUUGCAAUAAUUACAUUAUUGCACGAUUUAAAAGGAAAAUAAAUGAUGCAGAUUUGAAAAAGUU